AUGGAGAAAUAUUUAUUUUGGAAGCAGAAGGACUCUGACUUCCCAAGGGAUGACCCUAAUAUUGGUCCUUUCAUUCCAGACUACACUUGUCGUCUCAUUAACAAUGGGAUUCAUGGGAGACAAAUCUUGGCACUCGAAAUCAAGAGACAAAUCAUUGUAGAGGGGUUGGUGCAAAUCAGUAAUGAAGACCUUGAAGAAGAAAAUUUCAGUGGACAUUUACAUAACGUAAUUCGGCAAAUUUACAAUUACCUAUCAUCAUUACAACUUCAAUACGGAACACUUUCAAGUUAUGAUUAUCAUUGGUUCAUGUAUCGACCAAAAAAUAAUCAUACAGAGUUACACAUUUCACAUGCUCUUCAAUGUGAUUCGACCAGUCCAUCAGUUUUUAAGUCGUAUGCAUAUCUAGCUCAGUUAGCAGAAAGAGAUCCCACAUCCCCACAUCAUAAUAUAAUUAACCGUGGUAGGAGACAAAAUUUACAAUUACAACAAGAUCCGCAAAGCUCUGAGAAUACCCAGGUAUUUAGAAGUCUGAGCAGUUCCCAUUAUGGCUCAAAUGUGUCAUCCAUGAUUACUGGCAGCCAGGAAACACGGCAGCAACCACAAGAUAAAGAGGAAAUUACGGAGCAGGAUUUUGAUGUUUCAGAAUUUAAGCUUAAGAGUUCAUUAGGCUAUGGACAAACUGGAGGGACUUACCAAUGUGAAUUUUAUGGGCAAGCAAUAGCCUUGAAGGCUUUAGAUCUAUAUAAGAAUAGCAGAUUUUUUUAUAAAAUGCAAAAUGAAAUCGAAAUAUACAAACGUCUUACUACAAUUCAAGGAAUGUAUAUACCAAAAUUGGUAUGUUAUGGUUAUUAUGGGGGCGGGAUGGGCUAUAUUAUGGGUACAACAAUUGUUGGUACUAUGUUGAGUUUUCAUAAGAUAGAACAAUGGCAAAAAAGUAAUGCUCUCAAGGCAUUAAAGGUGAUUCAUAGUCAUAACAUUCUCCACAAUGAUAUUAGAGAAGGAAAUAUCUUAGUUAACGAAAAAAGUAAUAUAUAUAUUAUUGACUUUGGGAUGUCAAUUGUAACUGAUAAAAAGAAGCUGUUUCGUCGAGAAGAAUCUGAAUUAUCCCGUUUAUUAAAUCGCUAUAUGUAA
Molecule: messenger RNA, 1131 nt
Organism: Funneliformis geosporum
Lineage: Eukaryota; Fungi; Glomeromycota; Glomeromycetes; Glomerales; Glomeraceae
Source: the annotation of a GenBank genome assembly